UGACAUUCGACGCUGACGGUGGGUUCGGCUCGCUUCCUCUUAUCAGACUCUUCGUUUUUUUCUGAGAACUUCGACGCGAACCGCUUGCUUCGCUGGAAAAAAGAUGACGGAGUUCGCCUCAUCAUAGUGCCAGUGCUGCCACUUCAGUGCUGUGCGCUGCUGCGACUGGCAGCUGGUACCCUCGGUGGUAAACAGUCAAUAUUUUCCCCGAGGAAUUAUGGCCCCAACAAGAAACAACGAUGGACUUCUCGCGAGGGUCAACUUUCCGCUCUACACCCUGCAAAUGGUGACGAGCAGGCAUAUUUUGGUCGGGGGAGGCGGCGGCUCGUCUAAAACUGGAGUGGCGAACGGUUUCGAAAUAUUUGAGAUCUCUCACAAUGGAGAGACUUUUGUUGCCGAGGAAGCAGUACGACAUGAAACUGGGCCAACGGUGGUUAUGAACUCAGCUACCUAUAAUGAUGGAAAGCGAACUUUUCUAGUUGCUGGCCAGGAAAGCCAUUGCCAGCUCUACCAUGUCCGAUUGUCUGUGGAAAAUGAAAAGCGCAACAGUAUAUCUAGUGCUGACCAGAAAGAAGCUCAAUCAAAUGAUAAUCAGACCAGGCAGCGCAAGAAACGAAAUUCAACAAGUGAAACUUCUGAUAAAACCUCUUCAAACAAAAGUGAAAAACAGAAAGAUAAAGUUACAAGCAAUGGUGUCAACAAAGUACAAAAAAGACUACAUUUUGAAAUUAAACCAUCAGAUAGCAUUCAAACAGAUUUUAGUAAAGAGGAACCUCUUCAAAAGGUCGUUCGCAUCAGUCGUAAUGGUGAAAUCAUGGUCACAGGAGGGACUGAUGGAUUUAUCAGAGUUUGGCAGUUUCCAACCAUGAAUAAAUUGCUCAAUAUUAAGGCUCACACUAAAGAAAUUGACGAUCUUGAUAUUUGUCCUGACUCUGCAACAAUAGCCAGCAUAUCAAAAGAUGGGGCUUGCUGCUUGUGGAAUAGUAAAACUGGUAAAAAGACCUCCACUUUAACAUGGGAAAUCCCUGCCAAUUCUAAAUAUCUUUACAAAAGAUGCCGCUUUGGUAUUAGAGGCAAUGGCACAGAUUUUGAUUCACUCUUUACUUUGGCCAACCCAGUGGGCCGUGCUGGUAAUCUAAAAUCAUAUCUACAGAUGUGGGAACCAGCAAGUGGAAAACUCCGCAGAAAUCACGCAUUUGAUGAGAGCCUUGCAGCACUUGCUGUUCGUGAUGAUGGAAUGUUUGUUGCUGUUGGCACAAUGUUCAGUGGAAGUGUAUCUAUUCACGUGGCAUUUAGUCUUCAGAGGAUCAUGAAUGUCCGUAAUGCGCAUGGAAUGUUUGUUACUGGUCUUGAAUUUCUACCAACAUCCCUGGAUGGACCAGCAAUCACUUGUCCUUAUGAGGCUGCAGUGGUUAGCAUUUCUGUUGACAAUCGAGUUUGCAUCCAUCAAGUUCCAUUCAGACAAACUAUGCCAGUUUGGCUGGUCCUCGUUCUCAUGGUCAUUCUUUUGUGUGCAUCAUUUACAGUUUGUAGUUAUUUUGGAUUAUAAUUAAAAAAUUGUCAAAAGUUGGUGUUAGAUCUUAAAAUUUGUUCUAUUGUAGACAGUUUAAGAUUGUGAGCACCAAGCUAUAACUUGUGUUCAGCUAUACUUGUCUCACUGAUUUGUUUCUCAUCUUUUCUGAGCUCUUGAUUAUUUAAGUUCUGUGUUAAAUUUUAACUUCACAAAAUUCUGGUUGUAUCUUUUUUCUCUUCAACACCAUGUUAACAGGUUUCACAUUAUGAAUUUUAGGUCAAUUAUUUUUACUUAAUGUGUUGGAAAUUGUUCAUCAUUGUGAGUUACCAAUUAUUAUUUGUAACCCAGGAACUUCAAAUGAACUUGCGCUCGAAGGUGUGUAGCCUCUGGUCUUAAAUUAUUUGCAACGAGAGUUUUUUACUUUUACUUGUAGUUGUCAUCUGUAGAAAGUGUCCUCAUCAUCCAAUCAUUGGUUUUCAAGUUUUUUGCUGCUAGUCACUUUUCAACCAGGACGUUUGUGAUGCCAUUUUAUUUUAUAAACGGAAACUUAGGUUCUAGUUAUAACGCCAGCUUUUGCAUUCAUGAUAGUGAAUUCCAAUUAAUGACCCUGUUGAAGAUUGUGUGAUCAUGACUUUGUAAGUUUGGUGCUGGUUACAUCAGCUUAUAUGUGUGUAAUUAUAUCUUCUCUCCUUAGGUAA
Frankliniella occidentalis (western flower thrips) is the source of this 2211-nucleotide messenger RNA. RefSeq names its product prolactin regulatory element-binding protein. Lineage: Eukaryota; Metazoa; Arthropoda; Insecta; Thysanoptera; Thripidae. Gene Ontology annotation, molecular function: GTPase activator activity; guanyl-nucleotide exchange factor activity; protein binding. The record is from RefSeq and is a predicted model, not a curated record. Gene Ontology annotation, biological process: protein secretion. Gene Ontology annotation, cellular component: endoplasmic reticulum membrane. Bases 218 to 1549 code for a protein of 443 amino acids. The transcript has 8 exons.